Arachis duranensis is the source of this 889-nucleotide messenger RNA. RefSeq lists its product as uncharacterized. The coding region runs from base 171 to 602 and encodes 143 amino acids. The record is from RefSeq and is a predicted model, not a curated record. The transcript is spliced from 3 exons. Lineage: Eukaryota; Viridiplantae; Streptophyta; Magnoliopsida; Fabales; Fabaceae.
CUCUGCUGCCUCCAGAACCAAUGGAUUCUAAGUUGCCUUUACACCACAGGAAAACACAAAAAACCAUGACCUGCUACCUUGUAUUUUGACCAUUAAAUUGAUUCAAGGUCUUCUUUUUCUAUGUUCUCUUUUCCCUUCUCAAUAUCUAUCCAAGAAGAAGAAACACGAAAAUGGCUACUUCUGCAUCUUGUAGUAGUACUGAAUCAGCACUCAUGACAAAAACAUUGCAGGGUAGUAGAAGAAGGUUCAGAGCACCAAUUGGUUUCAGAGUUUCUAUGCCACGUAAACUAAAGCUAUUCAAUAGAAUCCGAGCUUCUAUGGUGGACUCAUCUGAUUUUGUUAGUCGCAUGGAAAAAACCUGGUUAAUCUCCCAGCAACCACGGCCAAUUGUUUGUUCGUCUUGCAACUCAAAGGGGCAUACUGAAUGCAAAUGGUGUGGAGGUACUGGUUUCUUCAUUAUUGGUGACAAAAUGCUCUGUGAAGUUCCAUCGAAAAAUACCAGCUGUAUUAUUUGCAAUGGCAAGGGAUCCAUGUGUUGUUCUAAUUGUCAAGGAACCGGCUUUCGCGCAAAGUGGUUGGAAGAACCUCCAACUUCAAAGUAGCAAAGAUACCAUGGACAAUUAUGAUGCAAAGGAUUGGACUUAAUUAUACAUAGUAAUCUACUCGCUGAUGAUUCAAAGUGCAUUGAAGUGGUUUCAAAACAGGCAUACAACAUUAAGUUGUGAGAUAACAAAGUAAUACAUCAUUAACAUGUGUCUAUGUUUCAUGUCAAGAGGAUUGUAUAACUAACUUAUAAGAGAUGCAGCUAAGCUUCAACAACAGAUUAUAUCUGCAGUGAAAACCAUAUUGUUCUGCUGCUUUUGUUUUGAAUUAUAUAAUGUCUUUUACA